GACGCUUUCGUCGCGCGAGCUGAAGAAGCCGGCGCGGUUUCUGGCGUAAGUUCGAUAGCUCGGCUCUCUCUGAAGCAGGAACAGGAGCAGCAGCGCUCGCCCGAGGGUCUCCUGAGCGGUGAUGGCGGCCAAUCAACCGCCUCCUCCCAAGCCGUGGGAGACCCGGCGUCUAUCUGCUGAUGUAGGAAUCAGUCAAGUGACCAGACCUGGACAGCCCACACUCACUCGUCUUCCGCCUCCUAUUCUGCCAAGGCCUUCACAACAGACUGGGAGCACUGCUCUGAACACCUUCAGACCUGCAUAUGGCAACUCUUUUUCUUCAGGCUAUGGCACAUAUGGGAAUUCUUUUUAUGGAAGUUACAACCCAUAUAAUUGUGGAUAUGGUGGCUUGGGCUAUAGCCGUUUUCGAAUGGAUGAUAUUCCUACCAGUCGAUUUGUUCAGCAAGCUGAGGAAAGCAGCCGGGGUGCAUUUCAGUCCAUUGAAAGCAUAGUUCAUGCCUUUGCCUCUGUCAGCAUGAUGAUGGAUGCUACUUUUUCAGCUGUCUACAACAGUUUCCGAGCUGUAUUGGAUGUUGCCAAUCACUUUUCCAGACUCAAAAUACAUUUUACCAAGGUGUUUUCAGCCUUUGCAUUGGUCAGAACUAUAAGGUAUUUCUACAGAUAUCUGCAGAGGUUACUGGGUAUGAGAAGAUGCUCAGAGAAUGAUGAUUUGUGGGCAGAAAGCAAAGGAACUGUGGCCUGCAUUGGUUCGGAAGAUAAGGCAGCUAACUCUGCAAAAUCCUGGCCCAUUUUCCUAUUCUUUGCUGUGGUUUUAGGUGGUCCCUACCUUAUAUGGAAACUGCUAUCCAACUACAGUGAUGAUGAAACAGUUUCCAGUGACUGGGCCAGUGGAGAGGAUGAUCAUGUUGUUGGGAGAGCAGAAUAUGACUUCAAUGCUAUUUCAGAAGAAGAAAUUUCUUUCCGUGCAGGUGAAAUGUUAAAAUUGGCACCCAAAGAACGACAACCCAAGAUACGUGGCUGGCUUUUGGCCAGCCGUGAUGGUCAAACAACAGGACUCAUACCAGCUAAUUAUGUCCGAAUACUUGGUAAAAGAAAAGGGAAAAAAACCUUAGAGAUAGAGAAGAUUGCAGAGCAUCAAUCCUCAGUCAGCAAUACCUCUCUGGGUCAAGAAAACACAACUGCUGGUGUUUUGGAAGAGCAAGAGGCUGCUUUUGAGGCUGCUUUUGUGGAAACAAACAAAACCCCUGUCAGAUCAAACUCUCCUCCACUUAGUGAAAAUAAAGAAGAUUUUUGAUGCUUGAAGAUUUAUCAGAAGUAUUGGACUGCAUUGGACUGUACUCACCAAUAAUACUUUAGGGUAGCCAUUCAGUAGUAAACAGCAAAACACAAUUAUUGACAAUAUCCAGGUAAUGUGCUAUUCAUACCUGGUAAUAUCAGUCAUAAAGAAGUUUGUCAUUGACUGUAAUCCCUAUUAGGUUCAUUGAACAUUAGGCAGUUGGAUAAAGUAUGCUAAGGUCCAUUGUAUGAUCGCAAACAUUGCUGACUAUAGAGUAAAAAUACCAACUUCUGAUCUGAAUAAGUUGACACUAAGGCUUCAGAUAGCUUUCUAUCCUGAAGCUGUUUUUAAAGUCUAAAGAAUCUGCUUCAUAUAGCAGCAUUGUGGUGUAUUGAGAAAAACUGUUUUCAGAGGUUUUGACUAUACCUUCUGUCUGUCAUUUUUGUACAUCUUGUGAGAUAAGGAAAAUCUCUGAUUCAGGAAGAUAACUAGCAAUAGGAAAACUUACAGGGUUGAAACUAAUGUCUCCACUAAAUAGAAACAAAUAUAUAUAAUAUGCUUAAAAAACAAGCAAAAAGGCCAUCUAAUUGUAGUUCUAGGAUAUAUACUGAUAGAUCUCUCUCUAUAUGCUUCAUUAUGAAAGCUGGGUUUUUUUAAAAUUGCUCUGUAGCAUUGCAUUUGAAGCCUGAUGUAAUCCUCUUAAUUUGGAUUGGAAGUUACUUGUUAUGUGUUAAAAGCUAUGCUGCCACUUGUUCUUCCCGAUAAAUUAUGUAACAACUUCCCUCUAUCUUUUUACUGAAACAUGUUCUGUCAAUAAUACUUCAGAGGCUCAACCUCAGCAUAAAUUGGCAAUAUCUCUGUGUUUUAAAGUUAAUCAUGUUACAUGCAGUCUGAGCCUAGUGAUUGCUAAAACUGAUAAAUACAUGUUUUCCUGUAGUUGGUUUCUUCACUUGCAAAUGCUAACUAUGUCAUUUCACUUAACAUUCUACUUAGUAAAUCUGUAGUAAUUUCUCUAGUAAGAAUGUUGAUCAUGGCUUAUGUAUCCAAAAUAUGUGAGGUGUUGUUUACAAAGUCAGAUUGAUAUGCUCAUAAAAAUCACAUUAAAUACAAUACUGAGACCAUGCCAUUUGCAAUAGCCAGGAUAAAAAUCUAAGUUUAUUUUGAAGAAGGCUUCAAAAGUAAGUGACAAACUAACUUCUGGGUGAAAUGUAUUAGAUGAAAUAUAUAGACUUUGGAGUUCUGUAGUGCUGAUAACUUAAAAUGUUUUGAACUUACAAUACAACAAAAUUAUACACUCAUUUUUUCUCUCUCUUAGAAUAAAUGGAUUUUCAAAUUGAAAAAUACAAAUUGACAUCCUUAAUUUUAAAUCAAAACUCUUCUACACAUACUUUAUUUGCACUUUUGCUACAAUUUUGCUUUUUUUAAGAAUUCUAAACUGUUUUGUAUCCAGUUAAAUUACAGUACAGAAUAAAGAUCUCAAAUGAGAGUACCAUACGUCGAAAUAUUUUUUUCUCCAUAGCAUUUAUGUUUUGUUAAUUUGCUAAGGGCCUUAAGAGUAUUUUCUUUUAUUCUUUUCAUUUAGUGAGGAAGCAAUGCAGUAAUUUCUAAUUAAAAUACUUGAAUUUCUAAUUUGAUAUGAUUAGAAGCUGAAAGCCAGAAAAAUGAAAAACUAGGAUUAGACUUGAAGGUAGGUCAGGUGGCAGGCCUGAGUAAUCAUUUGCACACAUUUCUUCAUUAUUUACAUGGUUAUAGGUUUGCAUGAAACCCUGCAAUGUAAAUUGGUACCCCAGUUUUCCUCCAAAAAUAUGCUAGGAAAU
This is a messenger RNA of Thamnophis elegans (Western terrestrial garter snake), 3093 nucleotides long. RefSeq names its product peroxisomal biogenesis factor 13 (gene PEX13). Bases 122 to 1294 code for a protein of 390 amino acids. Gene Ontology annotation, molecular function: protein binding. Gene Ontology annotation, biological process: protein import into peroxisome matrix, docking. The record is from RefSeq and is a predicted model, not a curated record. NCBI's taxonomy places the organism in Eukaryota, Metazoa, Chordata, Lepidosauria, Squamata, Natricidae. The transcript is spliced from 4 exons. Gene Ontology annotation, cellular component: peroxisome; peroxisomal importomer complex; peroxisomal membrane.